GUUGCCUGCUACUUCCGGUAAGCUUGUCAGCGUGUGUGAAACUGAUGUACUGGGGCUGUCUGUCAAGGCUUUUCGGGUCUGGGGAAAGUCAACCUUCUCAUCCCUCAAAAUUAACCCACAGCAUUAUCAGCAGCCAUGGAUUCACAAGCGACCCCAAUGCCAGUUAUAUGUGAAGUCUGCGGAACAUACUUUGAGACACGACGAGGGCUCUCCAGCCACGCCCGGCUCCAUCUACGGCAGCUUGGUGUGACCUUGUCAGAAAGCAGCGGAGCUCCCAUAGAGCUUCUAUACCAGCUUAUCCAGGAGAGAGACGGCUCCUUGCCCAACUUCAAAGCAGAGUCCUCUGCACCCUUGACACCUACCAAAACAACAUCCCAGCAGGAGUCCAGGACUCCCUCAGUACCAGAAGACAAGAGCCCCUCCUACAAAGCAGGGAGUAGAGUCAUGACUACCCCACAAAAGAUGGAUCAUCAGGGAUCUCCAGCCAGAUCAAAAGAGUCCACAGCCUCUCACCUCCCCUCAUCUCCUCCUGCUCUUAAGCUGGCUGAAGGCAGCAGCUCAUCCUCCUUAGAGCACCAAACCACAACCAAGCCACUGUGGGCGCCACUGGAAACUGACGCCCCUAUUACUUUAGCUUCAGACAACAAUGAUGAGGUCCAUGUUUGCCAGCUUUGCGGCUGCUGGUACGAGACACGCAAAGGCCUGUCCAGUCAUGCUCGGUCCCAUCUGCGGCAGAUUGGAAUCCCUGACAGUGAGAUCAAGGGCAGCCCUAUUGAUGUUCUUUACCAGAUCAUGGAGGAGGAGGACCUCAAGCCUAUCAGCACAGAGCAACAGGAGUCGCUCUCUUCAAACAGCCCCUCUACGCCCUCCUCCAAACGGUCCUCUGAUCAGUCUUCUCCACCUGCGUCUCCUCCCAGCAAACGACCUAAAUCCUCAGAGGAGUCCACCUGUAUUCUUUGCGGGGAGGAGUUUGAAAACCGAAAAGGCCUGGCCUCCCACGCACGCUCUCACCUGCGUCAGAUUGGGGUGGUGGACCUGCUGGGGAAAGGCUCUGCGAUCGACACUGUCCAGGAGCUGGUCAGCAGUGGCAUGUUAGAAGCCAUGCACCCCCCCAAAACGAACAGUUCCAUCAGUUCAUCUCCAGCUCCAGGUCAACCCUGCUCCCCAUUUCCCUCCACGUCCCUCUCCCCGAGCCCUGUAAAGUCUCCUCACACUCCAGUUAACCGGGCCCCAAAGGCUAAGAAAGGCUUUCGGCUAGCAGUAGACCCUCUUCAUAGAAAGCCCAAGCCUGAACCUGUGGAGGUCGAGGUGUCUACACCGAAGGAAUCUAGCAACAGCAGCAGCUCUCCCACUCAGAAGUUGCCCUCUGCAGUUGUUUCUUCAAAGUCUCUCAGUGCAGAUGUACAAUCCCCACCAACAGUCCUUUGCGAUUUCUGUGGCCAGUUGUUUGAGACCCGCAAAGCCCUGUCAUGCCAUGCCCGCGCCCAUCUGCGCCAGCUUGGCCUCACCUGGUCGAUCAAGACUUCGCCGAUUGACGUCCUCAAAGAGGUCAUGAUGCAUGGGGAAGAGGGCAGGAAAGAGUCUGCACCAAGUGGGGCUUCGGGCAAAGCCACGUGGACCCCUCAAGGCUCCAAAAGGUCCCUGGACAGCCUCCAUUCAGGGGAGCUAACCUCCAACACCAGCACCUCACCUCUCGAUUAUUCAAUGAAAGAGAAAUCCUCGUCUGGCAAGAGGGGGGCCUCACACACAGACGCAUCCUGUGAGCUUUGUGGGUUUGACUUUGAGAACCGCAAGGCUCUGGCCAGUCACGCACGGGCCCACCUCCGACAGCUGGGUGUGGUCGAAUGGAAGGCAGAUGGGGCGAGUUCGCCGAUUGAGCUCCUCAGUGAGAUGAUCCGCAGGGACCCAGUCAAGGUUGCCGCAAUAACCCGACGCUAUCGCAUGGGAGACCUGUACAUCAAAAAGAGACAUGCUGCGUCGCCCUCUCUGUCUACAGACUCUGAAUCUGUGCCUGGCAGCAGUCUGAAACCUUCAGGGCACCAUCCAGAGCACAAGGGGGGCAGAGAGGACACUGCUGGCUCAUCCAGACAAUCACAAGACCAUAAACGGACCAUGGCAGCUCAUGGCAACCCUGGUGUGCGCUCCCCAAAGGGGGUCUAUCUGACCAAACAUGCAGUGCCUAAAGGGGAAGAAAAUCAGGACACCAAUUCCCAGCAACCACCACGGUCCGGCAGCAUCCCUGCUCUGCUGCCCAAGCCCCCGCUGACCCCUCUGGUUAAACUGGUGGGAAAAAUGUACUCCCUCAAGUGCAGGUUCUGUGAAGAAGUGUUUCAUGGACCUCUGUCUGUUCAAGAGCAGUGGAUCACACACCUGCAGAAACACAUCCUGUCACUGGGCUACAAAGGCAAAGCCUCUCCUCCUGCUGCACCAGUGGCAGCUCCUGCUCUCGUCCAUCCAGUCGCUGUCUAGCCCACAAAUCCUUUCUGUAAUUCUUGCAAAAUCAUGUCAGAGUCAAGAAGAAGUAUCAGCUUUCUGUCUGUUUUGAGGUGACAAAUUGUCAGAAAAGCGUGAACUUGAUGUUCAUUUCAUGUCCUGGAGAGGGCGAACAUGAGCCAUGUGAGGGAAAGAGUAGUGUGAGGCCCUCUCAGGUAAAAGCCACUAUAUUGAUCUCAACACUGAUGAACGGUUGUUGUGGAAAAACAUCCUUCAUUAUAAUGAUCAGUGCUUUCCCCUUCACGCUCAUACAGUACAUUCCUUCCAUUUGUACAGAUGUUACAUGUGUUUGAAUGUGAUUCAAUGUUUGUCAUUAACAAAUGACAUUUUCCUGCACUGAUAGAAUGGACAAAAUGAAUUUCGUUUUAUUUUUGUCCUGCUGAGUAGUACAGUCGGCAUUUCACUGUGACAUGUUUCCUUUCAGGCCAAGUCUUAUUUUAUAAAUUAUAUUUUAAGAGUUUUACUUUAAAUUUGGAAGAAUUACACACAGUUUGUAUCCAAUAUAGGGCAUCUUUUGUAGAAAAAAGUUACAGUUUUGUAAUGUAAUCGCAAAUUCAAAGCUUCAAACACAGUGACUGUGUUUCUGUUAUUAGAAUAUUCUUCAGAUGUGACUGCUAUCAUGUACUGUUUUUUAUAUGUGGCCUUUUUACAUUUCUUUUUUAACACUUAUGUAAAUUAAAGCUUGUCUUAUAUAUAAACCUAUAUGAAAUGUUUUUUUUAAUAUAAUUUAUCAUUUUUUAUAAUUUUCUCUAGCAUGGGAACUCUGACUGGUCAUGCUGCUACGCAGCCCCAUACGCAGCAAGCUGCGAUGCACUGUGUGUUCUGACACCCGUCGAUCAUAGCCAGCAUUAACUUUUUCAGCAAUUUGUGCCACAGUAGCUCUUCUGUGGGAUUGGACCAGAUGGGCUAGCCUUCGCUCCCCACGCACAUCAGUGAGCCUUGGGUGCCCGUGACCCUGUCACAGGUUCACUGGUUGUCCUUCCCUGGACCACUUUUGGUAGGUACUGACCAUUGCAUACCAGGAAGACCCCACAAGACCUGCCAUUUUGGAGAUGAUGACCCAGUCAUCUAGCCAUCACAAUUUGGCCCUUGUGAAAAUCUCUGAUUCUUACGCUUGCCCAUUUUUGAUGCUUCCAACACAUCAACUUUUAAGAACUGCUUGUUCACUUGUUGCCUAAUAUAUUCCACCACUUCACUUGACAGGUGUCAUUUUAACAAGAUAAUCAGUGUUACUCAUUUCACCUGUCAGUGGUUUUAAUGCUGUGGCUCUGAGAUGUGGUUUCUUCUUGUCCAUUAUUCCAUUUUCACUUCUCAUAUAAAAACCUCGUCUUUG
Molecule: messenger RNA, 3826 nt
Organism: Thunnus maccoyii (southern bluefin tuna)
Lineage: Eukaryota; Metazoa; Chordata; Actinopteri; Scombriformes; Scombridae
Product: protein Wiz-like
Exons: 9
Coding region: 136-2469 (777 amino acids)
Biological process (GO): regulation of transcription by RNA polymerase II
Cellular component (GO): nucleus
Molecular function (GO): RNA polymerase II cis-regulatory region sequence-specific DNA binding; DNA-binding transcription factor activity, RNA polymerase II-specific
Source: RefSeq, a predicted model, not a curated record